GAAUUUGAAGACAUUGACAACGAACCCUUUCAGUUUGAUGGACGUCCUUAUCUUUUCGAGCCGGAGGAAGUCAGUCACGAUUGAGACAUGGCCAUGUUCUUGCUUUUCAGCUGUUUUGCUCUUGUGGCCUCCUCACUGGGGUGUGGAGUACCUGCUAUCAGACCUGAAGUGAGCGGAUACAACAAGAUUGUAAAUGGGCAGAACGCUGUGCCUGGGUCCUGGCCCUGGCAGGUUUCACUUCAGGAUGGUAGAGGGUUCCAUUUCUGUGGUGGAUCCCUGAUCAGCCAGUACUGGGUUGUCACUGCUGCUCACUGCCGUGUGUCUCCUAGAAGCCACCGUGUUAUCCUGGGAGAACAUGAUCGCCAGUCCAACAGUGAGCAAAUUCAGGUCAAGUCAAUUGCCAGGGCCAUCAGUCACCCUUACUACAACUCCCAGAACUUCAACAAUGACAUCACCCUUCUGAAGCUGUCUUCCCCAGUGCAGUUGACUUCCCGUGUGUCUCCUGUGUGCCUGGCUUCCUCCAGCACCAGCAUCCCCUCAAGCCCCCGCUACCUUCAGCAGACAGCUCUGCCUAUGCUCAGCCCUGCUCAGUGCAGGCAGUACUGGGGUCAGAACAGAAUCACUGAUGCCAUGAUCUGUGCUGGUGCUUCUGGAGUGUCCUCCUGUCAGGGUGACUCUGGUGGCCCUCUGGUUUGCGAGAACAGUGGAGUGUGGUCCCUUGUGGGUAUUGUUUCCUGGGGCACCUCUAACUGCAACGUGCGCGCCCCCGCCGUGUAUGCCCGUGUGUCCUACCUGCGCAGAUGGGUCGACCAGACUGUUGCUUCCAACUAAUGCGCAAACACACACAAAGUCUGCAGUAUGCACGUGCUUGCA
Molecule: messenger RNA, 873 nt
Organism: Morone saxatilis (striped sea-bass)
Lineage: Eukaryota; Metazoa; Chordata; Actinopteri; Moronidae
Product: chymotrypsin-like protease CTRL-1
Biological process (GO): proteolysis
Molecular function (GO): serine-type endopeptidase activity
Source: RefSeq, a predicted model, not a curated record